Messenger RNA from Cimex lectularius (bed bug), 4702 nucleotides. It is a transcript of the gene brm, whose product is annotated as ATP-dependent helicase brm. NCBI's taxonomy places the organism in Eukaryota, Metazoa, Arthropoda, Insecta, Hemiptera, Cimicidae. Gene Ontology annotation, biological process: positive regulation of transcription by RNA polymerase II. The record is from RefSeq and is a predicted model, not a curated record. Gene Ontology annotation, cellular component: nucleus. Gene Ontology annotation, molecular function: DNA binding; transcription factor binding; ATP binding. Bases 284 to 4702 code for a protein of 1472 amino acids. The transcript is spliced from 19 exons.
CGCUCUUGUCGGUGGUGUCUGCAAGCCGUUGACGUCACGCCGCUUCGCCAUGUUGGAAGCGGAUUCCAGCCGGAGUCGGCCUCGAUAGUUUCCAGGCCUGCGGAUUGCAGACGACAGAGGCAAGAAAAAAAACCCCGGCGACCGCAUCGAAGAAAGAGCAGGGAAAGAGGAAAAAGCGUGAAGGAGCCGCGGCACCGUCUCGACCCACGGCCCAGCUCAGGAGCACGGACACACGACGCCCCGGACAGACUCCCUACCCAGAUUCGAUUGGAGCGUUGAAGACAUGGACGGGGAAAGUGGCGGAAUGGCCAGCCCCUCUGGGCAGAGCCAGUCUUCGCCGAUGCCGCCGCCACAGGCCCCAUCACCCAUGGGCCCGCCCCAGCAGGCACCUUCGCCGAUGUCCCAACCGGGCCAGGGCCCUCCUCCGCCGAUGGGACCCCCUUCGCACCACCCGCAUAGCCCCAACUCGUUCCAAGGGCCGCCUCCCCAGCACAUGAACGGCCCUAACGGAGCUAUGCAGCAGGGCACGCAGACAUUCCAGCAACACCCACCGAUGCCUCCGCACCAGCAGCAAUCUGGUGGUGGACCUCAAGAAAAUUUAACGGCACUUCAACGAGCAAUAGAUUCCAUGGAGGAAAAGGGAUUACAGGAGGAUCCGCGUUAUUCUCAACUUUUAGCUUUGAGAGCGAGACAGUCGAAUAUGGAACCUCCAAGACCUCCUCCACAAGGGUUUUCUGGAGAAGGAGGCCCUCCGCAAGGUGCGAAACACAGUUUCAGCCCUUCUCAGCUUCAGCAGUUACGAGUGCAGAUAAUGGCAUACCGCCUGUUGGCUCGUAACCAGCCUCUUUCUCAGCAGUUAGCGUUAGCGGUUCAAGGAGAGACAGUUGAUGCCAAUUCGACUAACGGAGGUAUGCAACAGCCUAUGAGGACACCUGGCCCACCGGGCGGUCAGCCUCCGACUCAGUCACCUAUGACUGGACAGAUGGCACCGCCUACUGGUCCAGCCCCCGCUGGCGUGAGGCCGCCUGCACCUUUGGCUGAACAACCUCCAAGAAUGCCUCGAGCUGCUGGGCCACAAACUCAAGGCCAGGGCCAGAAGCAAAACAGAGUAACCACUAUGCCGAGGCCCGUUGGUCUCGAUCCUAUAUUAAUUCUACAAGAGAGAGAAAACAGAGUUGCUGCACGGAUUGUACACAGAAUGGAAGAGCUGACGAAUCUCCCUGCGACUAUGCCUGAAGAUUUACGUUUAAAAGCUCAAAUCGAGCUCAGGGCGCUCCGAGUCCUGAAUUUCCAGAGGCAACUCCGAAGUGAAGUGAUUGCUUGCACAAGGAAAGACACGACUUUAGAAACAGCGGUAAACGUCAAAGCGUACAAGCGCACGAAACGCCAAGGCCUGAGGGAGGCCAGGGCCACGGAGAAGUUGGAGAAACAGCAGAAACUUGAAACAGAAAGAAAGAAACGACAGAAACACCAAGAGUACCUCAGUACUAUCCUCCAGCACUGUAAAGACUUCCGAGAAUACCAUAGGAACAAUAUGGCCAAAGUGGGCCGUCUCAACAAGGCGAUUAUGAACUACCAUGCCAACGCCGAGAGAGAACAGAAGAAGGAACAGGAAAGAAUAGAGAAAGAGCGUAUGCGGCGCCUUAUGGCAGAGGAUGAAGAAGGGUACAGGAAACUUAUCGAUCAAAAGAAAGAUAAACGUCUGGCUUUCCUGUUAUCACAGACAGAUGAAUAUAUCGCAAACUUGACAGAAAUGGUCAAGCAGCACAAAAUUGAACAACAGAAAAAACAGGAACAAGAAGAACAGCAGAAAAGAAAGAAAAAGAAGAAGAAGAAGGUCGGAGAAGGUGGAGAGGCUGUUGACAAUGAUGAAAGCUCUCAAAUGUCUGAUCUUCAUGUUACUGUUGUUGAAACAGUCACUGGCAGGCAACUUCAAGGCGACGAGGCUCCGCUUGCCAGCCAGCUUGGAGCUUGGUUGGAUGCCCAUCCUGGAUGGGAACCAUUGGAGGACAGUGAUGAAGAAGAGGACGAGGAAGAAAGCGAAGAUGAAAACGAUGAGGAAAAAGGAAAAGGAAAUAAAGACAAGAAAGAAGUGGACACUAAGACAGUUAUGAAGAAGGCCAAAAUUGAAGAUGAUGAAUAUAAAAACACAACUGAGGAGCACACAUAUUACAGUAUUGCUCACACUGUGCAUGAAAUUGUCACUGAGCAGGCGUCGAUAAUGAUUAACGGUAAAUUGAAAGAGUACCAGAUCAAAGGAUUGGAAUGGCUUGUCUCUCUUUACAACAACAACCUUAAUGGAAUUCUCGCUGAUGAGAUGGGUCUCGGAAAGACCAUUCAGACUAUUGGUCUGAUCACUUAUCUGAUGGAAAAGAAAAAAGUCAACGGUCCUUUUCUCAUCAUUGUUCCGCUAUCGACUUUAUCAAAUUGGGUACUGGAAUUUGAGAAGUGGUCUCCUACAGUUUUUGUCGUUGCCUAUAAGGGCUCACCGGCGAUGAGAAGGACCCUACAAUCGCAAAUGAGGUCGACAAAGUUCAACGUUCUCCUCACUACUUAUGAAUACGUCAUUAAAGACAAAGCCGUGCUUGCUAAGAUCCAUUGGAAAUAUAUGAUCAUAGACGAAGGUCAUAGGAUGAAGAAUCAUCAUUGUAAGUUGACACAGGUGUUGAACACGCAUUAUCUGGCGCCCCAUCGCCUCCUGUUGACUGGAACACCACUUCAGAACAAAUUGCCUGAGCUAUGGGCCCUUCUUAAUUUCCUCUUACCUUCGAUCUUCAAAUCCUGCUCGACUUUCGAGCAGUGGUUCAACGCGCCAUUUGCAACAACUGGUGAAAAGGUCGAACUGAAUGAGGAAGAAACUAUUUUGAUCAUCCGUCGUCUCCACAAGGUUUUGCGACCUUUCUUGCUCAGGAGGCUCAAAAAAGAAGUCGAGAGUCAGUUGCCAGACAAAGUCGAGUAUAUUAUCAAAUGUGAUAUGUCAGGACUUCAAAGAGUGCUUUAUAGACAUAUGCAGAGUAAAGGGGUUCUUCUCACUGAUGGUUCUGAAAAAGGAAAACAAGGAAAAGGAGGAGCAAAGGCUCUUAUGAAUACUAUCGUCCAGUUGCGUAAACUGUGUAACCACCCGUUUAUGUUUCACCAUAUUGAAGAGAAGUACAGUGAUCAUAUUGGGACGAGUGGAGGCGUUGUCUCAGGUCCUGACCUAUUCCGUGUAUCUGGCAAGUUUGAGCUUUUGGAUAGGAUUUUGCCUAAGCUGAAGGCCACCUCGCACAGAGUGCUUCUUUUCUGUCAGAUGACACAAUUGAUGACUAUCAUGGAGGACUACCUCGGCUGGAGGGGCUUCUUGUAUCUGAGGCUUGACGGAACGACCAAGUCAGAGGACAGAGGGGAUUUGUUGAAGAAGUUCAACAACCCAGAAAGCGAGUUUUUUAUCUUCUUGCUGUCGACAAGGGCUGGUGGUCUUGGUCUCAACUUACAAGCAGCUGACACUGUUAUUAUUUUCGAUUCCGAUUGGAAUCCUCAUCAGGAUUUACAAGCACAAGACAGGGCGCAUCGUAUCGGUCAGCAGAACGAGGUCAGAGUUCUACGACUCAUGACUGUCAAUUCCGUCGAAGAAAGAAUUUUAGCUGCAGCUCGUUACAAGCUCAACAUGGAUGAAAAAGUUAUUCAAGCCGGUAUGUUCGACCAGAAAUCCACAGGAUCUGAACGUCAGCAGUUCCUUCAGACCAUCCUUCACCAGGACGAUGCCGAUGAUGAGGAAAAUGAAGUCCCGGAUGAUGAGACGGUUAACCAGAUGAUAGCAAGGAGUGAGACAGAGUUUGAGACGUUUCAAAGGAUGGAUUUGGAAAGAAGAAGGGAAGAGGCCAAACUCGGUCCAAAUCGUAAGUCCAGGCUUGUUGAAGAGGCAGAGCUCCCAGAUUGGCUUGUCAAGGACGAUGAUGAGGUCGAGAGGUGGACAUACGAGGAAAAUGAGGUUCAGAUGGGCCGAGGCAACCGACAGAGGAAGGAAGUCGACUACACAGACAGUCUGACCGAAAAAGAAUGGCUCAAAGCCAUUGAUGAAGGCUUAGAGGAAUAUGAUGACGAAGAGGAAGAAGAAAUCAAGGUGAAAAAACGUGGAAAGAGGAAAAGGCGAUGCGACGAUGAUGACGACGAACCCACGCCUAGGAAGAAACGUGUGACACCAUCAGAAAACAAACUGCGGAAACAGAUGAAAAAUCUGAUGAGCAUAGUCGUGAAGUACACCGACUGCGAUGGGCGAAUAUUAAGUGAGCCUUUUAUGAAGUUGCCACCAAGGCACAAAUAUCCAGAUUAUUACGAACUGAUCAAGAAACCCAUAGACAUUAAAAAGAUACUCGCCAAGGUCGAAGAAUACAAGUACAUCGACUUUGCCGAACUCGAAAAGGACUUCAUGCAAUUGUGCAAGAACGCACAGACGUACAAUGAAGAGGCGUCACUUAUCCAUGAGGAUUCGAUCGUUUUGCAGAGCGUCUUCACAAAUGCCAGACAGCGAAUUGAACAAGAUUCCAAUAUUUCAGAUGAUGAGGAUUCCAAAGGUGCUGAGAUGGACGACGGCGCAUCUGACACUUCGUCGGUCAAAGUCAAGUUGAAAGUGAAGAAAGGAAAGGAGGGUGGACGAGGGAGGCGUAAGAGGAAGAAGUACAUCAGUGACGAUGACGACGACGACAACUCUUCUUUGAUGUAA